UCCCAUAGACGUGGAGUUCAUGAAGAGACUGGGGAAGAUAGUCAGCAUCGUACCGAUCAUCGCUAAGGCAGACACACUCACCAUGGAGGAGAGACAAGAGUUUAAACAGAGGAUAAGACAGGACCUGAAGGCCAAUGGGAUCCGAGUAUACCCUCAGACGGAGUACGACGAAGAUCCAGAGGACAGGAUACUCAACGACAAGAUCAGGGAAAACAUUCCGUUUGCGGUGGUGGGGACAGACAAGGAACACCAGGUAAACGGGAACAAGGUCCUGGGCAGGAAAACCAAAUGGGGCAUCAUUGAGGUUGAAAACGUGGCACAUUGUGAGUUUACCAACUUGAGAGAUCUGCUGAUUAGGUCCCACCUGCAGGACCUGAAGGACGUGACCCACAACAUCCACUAUGAGACAUUCCGCGUCAGGAGACUGAACGAGAGUAACCUGACCGUCCACGGUCUGGCCCUGUCCUGCUUUCCAAUGGAGAACGGGACCCACGGAACCAACGGAACCUCGGACAGGAGCGAAUCAGAGAGCCACCUCUGAGGGGGACCACAGAGUGCGUCGCACACAGCAGCAGCUCCAGCUUCCUGCUCACAGCUUCCUGUUUCCUGUUUUGACUGCAAAAUGAUUGGUCGACUGUUUCCCCAAUCGGAACACAAAAAGAGAGUGAAAGAGAGAAAGAGGAACUUUUUUAACAAAGGAGAGAGAUGUUUUCGGUGGCCACCACACCUCGGAUUUUGAACAUUUUAUUGAGUUUUACUAAAGACAUUAUUGAUAAGAAAUGCAUUUAAACUUCAUAUAUGAAUAUAUUUUCUCAGAAUGAGUUUAUAUUUCCUGGAAGCAGGGUCACACAGGGCUGGAAGAGCAGAGAGAAAUGGAGAG
This is a messenger RNA of Oncorhynchus masou masou (cherry salmon), 880 nucleotides long. Its product is annotated as neuronal-specific septin-3-like. Gene Ontology annotation, cellular component: cell division site; septin complex; microtubule cytoskeleton. NCBI's taxonomy places the organism in Eukaryota, Metazoa, Chordata, Actinopteri, Salmoniformes, Salmonidae. The transcript has 5 exons. The coding region runs from base 20 to 541 and encodes 173 amino acids. Gene Ontology annotation, biological process: intracellular protein localization; cytoskeleton-dependent cytokinesis. The record is from RefSeq and is a predicted model, not a curated record. Gene Ontology annotation, molecular function: GTPase activity; molecular adaptor activity; GTP binding.